Drosophila busckii is the source of this 2561-nucleotide messenger RNA. RefSeq names its product cysteine protease ATG4D (gene Atg4b). The transcript is spliced from 5 exons. The coding region runs from base 45 to 2087 and encodes 680 amino acids. Gene Ontology annotation, molecular function: protein-phosphatidylethanolamide deconjugating activity. Lineage: Eukaryota; Metazoa; Arthropoda; Insecta; Diptera; Drosophilidae. The record is from RefSeq and is a predicted model, not a curated record.
UGGUGUCAGAGCCAGCAACUGGCUCACAUUAAUUGGAUGGUGCCAUGCCCCUGUUUACUAAGUUCACUAAAAUGCGAACAAAGCAACGUCGUUCUUCUGCUUCCAUGUCUUCGCGGCCAAAACCAAAACAGAUGAACUAUGAUGGUUUGCUCGCCCAGUUGACGGAUGACAAGCUUGCGCUAUUCGACACGGCUGGUCCAGGUCUCGAUGUUCAUGUUCAGGAUGGCGCCAUCGAGGAGGAACAAGCUGCGCCCAUACAAAAUGUACCACUUACAGCCGCCGCCACUGCUUCUGCAUCGUCAUCAGCACCUGUAACUAGCAGCAACCUGUAUCCGAAAACGGAAAAUGCAGCGACAGCAACACCACAGCGUAAAAUAUCGACGUCAUCACGUUUUAUAAAUGCCUUUAGUCAGCUUUAUGGCAGUAACAGUCACGCCAAUGCCAACAGCGCAUGUGGUCACGUGGAACAACAUGCGGAGGAUCCAGAGUUGGCAGCGAAUCGUACACCAACAAAAGGCAUGGAAUCCAAACUUGUGGCCAUUUGGCAUAAUGUUAAAUAUGGCUGGAGCGGCAAAAUGCGUCAGACUAGCUUCUCUAAAGAGCAACCCGUUUGGCUGCUGGGUCGCUGUUAUCAUCGCCGCUACACACCCCCUGUCAGCAUGGAGAACUCUACAUCGGAGUUUAUGACCGGUGGCACAGACACCACUACAGACAAUGCCACAUCAGCUUUUGAUUGUGUACAGACAACAGAUCAGCCAUCAAGCUCACUAUAUCCUACUUUAAGUCCGCAACAGAUUGAUGAAAUUGUAGUGCCCCAGGAGCUGGGUAUGGAUGCAGCAGAUAAUCAGUUAGGCGAAAGCCCCUGGGAGGAAGGCAUCGAGGGCUUCAAACGUGACUUUUAUAGCCGCAUUUGGAUGACAUAUCGUCGAGAAUUCCCCAUCAUGAAUGGCUCCAACUAUACCUCCGAUUGUGGUUGGGGCUGCAUGUUGCGCAGCGGGCAAAUGUUGUUGGCUCAGGGUCUCAUUUGUCACUUUCUGGGUCGCAGUUGGCGCUAUGACUCUGACUCACAACUGCACUCCACUUAUGAGGACAAUAUGCAUAAAAAGAUUAUAAAGUGGUUUGGCGACAGCUCCUCCAAGAGCAGUCCAUUUUCUAUACAUACGAUGGUGCGUUUGGGCGAGCAGCUGGGAAAGAAACCAGGUGAUUGGUAUGGCCCCGCAUCGGUGUCCUAUUUAUUAAAACAUGCCUUAGAGCACGCUGCUCAAGAAAAUGCAGACUUUGACAAUAUAAGCGUCUAUGUAGCCAAGGAUUGCACCAUUUACAUGCAAGACAUUGAGGAACAGUGCAGCAUUCCAGAGCCAGUGCAGAAACCUCAUGUGCCUUGGCAGCAAACAAAAAAGAGCAACAAUGAUGAUAUCAAAGUGGAGCAGCAUUGGAAAUCCCUGAUAGUGCUUAUACCGCUGCGCUUGGGUACUGACAAACUAAAUACUGUCUAUGCGCAUUGCUUGAAACUGUUGCUAAGCACGGAGCACUGUUUGGGCAUUAUCGGAGGCAAGCCCAAGCAUUCGUUAUAUUUUGUGGGUUUCCAGGAGGAUAAGCUUAUACAUUUGGAUCCGCAUUACUGUCAGGAAAUGGUGGAUGUUAAUCAGGAGUGCUUUCCCAUGCAUUCAUUUCACUGUAAGUCGCCGCGUAAACUCAAAUCAAGUAAGAUGGAUCCCAGCUGCUGCAUAGGUUUCUAUUGUGCCACCAAAAGUGACUUUGAUAGUUUUGUGGAGAGCGUGCAAUUGUAUUUACAUCCCAUGCGCUGUGCCUCGGGUGCAACAAUGGAUAAAUCAACUGUGCCACAGCAGACGCCGGCGCAGCAGCAGUCGACGGACCAUACGGAAAUGAAUUAUCCACUGUUUAGUUUCUCACGCGGUCGUUGCCUGGAUCAUGCGCGCAACGAAAUGAGUGAUUCACUCUAUAAGCCGCUUAUAACACAAGUAGCUACACUCAGCCAGGAGCUUGAAGGGCAAGCGCUGCCACAGCUGAACAGAUAUGAGCCCGAUGCCGAUGAUAGCGAAAGCGAGGAAUUUGUUCUGCUUUAAAUUAGUCUCAAUACAAACCGUUUGCUAUAAGCCUUGUUUGCCUCAGUCUCCACUUUGUGCAUAGUUUAAUUAUUAUAUUAAUUUUAGUUUAUUCCUAAUCUGUGUCGCCGUUGCUCGCUUGCUAGCUCAUCCAAAACUAAACAGACGUGCAUCUCAACAUCAAAGACUUUUUAUUAUACAUUUUACACACAACAUACAAAAACUUAUACACAUAUAUUGCAUAUUUGCCUAUAAUCUAAUAUUUUGUGAUUUAUUUUUGAAGCGCAAUUUUGUUCAGCUUGUUCACCUAUUAUUUUUUAUUCUGAGAUUACCGUUCCUGCUGUGUCACAAACUAUUGACGCCUAGACAAAAAAUGUCCUACACAUAGACACACAGCUAUAGAUAUAGACACAUAUACAUUAUAGUUUGCAUAAUUUAUGGUAUUAUUAUUUGUAAUGCGUUUACGUGAAUGGAAUUGAAUCAUCUUAAAAAAAC